AUGGGCUUCGAUAUCUCCCAUCCUCAUUUGCCAAACACCUGGAUAUCGCGCUACGGAAUUCCUGCGACGCUCACGACCGAUCGCGGGUCUCAGUUCGAGUCCGAGCUCUGGAGGCAACUGAUGAUUCUUCUCGGCUCAAAGCGCAUCCGGACCACGGCAUACCAUCCCAGUGCCAACGGCAUGGUAGAGUGCCUACAUCGCCAGUUGAAGGAGACCUUCACAGCUUCAUCCUCCACACGUCAAUCGGUUGACCAGUUGCCCUUGGCGAUCCUGCACAUACGGACCUCUUUCAAGCAGGACCUUCAAUGCACCGCAACUGAGAUGGUUUACGGAACCACCAUAGCCCUCCCGGCCGACUUCGUAGUUAGCUCCGGAAGUCAGGACCCGGGAGCUUUGGGAAAGCAGCUUUGCGACCGCAUGGCCCGUAUCCGCUCUCGUCCUACCUGA
This is a messenger RNA of Penaeus chinensis, 447 nucleotides long. RefSeq lists its product as uncharacterized. Gene Ontology annotation, molecular function: nucleic acid binding. Gene Ontology annotation, biological process: DNA integration. The transcript is spliced from 2 exons. Bases 1 to 447 code for a protein of 148 amino acids. Lineage: Eukaryota; Metazoa; Arthropoda; Malacostraca; Decapoda; Penaeidae. The record is from RefSeq and is a predicted model, not a curated record.